Molecule: messenger RNA, 1297 nt
Organism: Otolemur garnettii (small-eared galago)
Lineage: Eukaryota; Metazoa; Chordata; Mammalia; Primates; Galagidae
Gene: TBX10
Product: T-box 10
Exons: 8
Coding region: 55-1206 (383 amino acids)
Biological process (GO): cell fate specification; regulation of transcription by RNA polymerase II; positive regulation of DNA-templated transcription
Cellular component (GO): nucleus
Molecular function (GO): RNA polymerase II cis-regulatory region sequence-specific DNA binding; DNA-binding transcription factor activity, RNA polymerase II-specific
Source: RefSeq, a predicted model, not a curated record
CCUAGCCCCAGCUGAACCGUAUUUCUCCAGGAGCUGGACAUCCUGUCUGUCCCCAUGGCAGGCUUCCUGUCUGCCAGCCUUGGUGUACUUGUACCUUCAGAGACCUGCACUCUGCCCAUGGCCAGCUCCAGCUGGGAGCCCCCAGUGGGGACGCCGUUCCCAUCAGGACCUUGUACCAGCUCCACUGGGACCCACACUGUGACUGGGCCUAGUGGGCAGGGCUCCAAGAACCCGCGUGUGUCCAAUGUGACAGUUCAGCUGGAGAUGAGGCCUCUCUGGGAGGAAUUCAACCAGCUGGGCACGGAGAUGAUUGUCACCAAGGCGGGCAGGAGGAUGUUCCCCACCUUCCAGGUGAAGAUCCUGGGCAUGGACACAUUGGCUGACUACGCUCUGCUCAUGGACUUCAUCCCAUUGGACGACAAGAGAUACAGGUACGCUUUCCACAGCUCGGCCUGGCUGGUGGCAGGCAAGGCGGACCCGGCCACGCCUGGCCGCGUGCACUUCCACCCUGACUCACCAGCCAAGGGUGCACAGUGGAUGCGCCAGAUCGUGUCCUUCGAUAAGCUCAAGUUGACCAACAACCUGCUGGAUGACAAUGGCCACAUCAUUCUCAACUCCAUGCACCGCUACCAGCCCCGUUUCCAUGUGGUCUUCGUGGAUCCUCGCAAGGACAGUGAACGCUAUGCCCAGGAGAACUUCAAGUCCUUCAUCUUCACAGAGACCCAGUUCACAGCAGUGACAGCAUAUCAGAACCACAGGAUCACCCAGCUGAAAAUCGCCAGCAACCCUUUUGCCAAGGGCUUUAGAGAGAAUGACCUGGACUCCUGGCCUGUGACCCCACGCCCCCUGCUUGGUGUCCCAGCUCGGAGUCGCAGCAGCCUUAGUCCUUGUCUCUUAAAGAGUGCCACAGAGAGGGAGAAAGGCCUCAACAGGGCUUCAGCUUCUACCUCCAGGACCCCUCCCCAGCUCCACCAUCACCUGCUGCCCCCAACUGAGGCUCUGCUGGCCACUGCCACCUACAGGUCCCUCACCUACCAGGGUCUGUACCCUGGAGCCCCAAGACAUCUGGGCAUCCCAAGGGCCCGCCCGGUACCAUACCCUCUCCCCAGCAUCCAGGCUAACAGGGAUGAAGGAGGCCUGCCUUUCCCCGCUGGGCUGGGAUCCCCCACCACUGUGUGCCUAAGACAUGGCCAGGACUCUCAGUAAUUGUGGAAGCCCUGUAGAAGCCAUUCUACUCGGGACCUCAUACCUGGUGUGUGAAUCAGCCCCUGCCCCACCUCGUCCAGCUCCACCUCUG